Amphibalanus amphitrite is the source of this 4652-nucleotide messenger RNA. Its product is annotated as S phase cyclin A-associated protein in the endoplasmic reticulum-like. The record is from RefSeq and is a predicted model, not a curated record. Lineage: Eukaryota; Metazoa; Arthropoda; Thecostraca; Balanomorpha; Balanidae. Bases 370 to 3579 code for a protein of 1069 amino acids. Gene Ontology annotation, molecular function: zinc ion binding; nucleic acid binding. The transcript has 17 exons.
CGUAAGGGCUCGGCGGAGGCGGCCUGCGGCGGCGGCGGCCGGCCGUACAGCGCCCGCGCCCGGUUCCACCAGCCCACCUCAGCCGUGUCGCUGCCCUCCCUGGCGGCCGCGGCCGGCCAGCCGGCGGUGGAGCGGGCCGAGCGCCGUCCCAGCGGCGUCAGUGAGCGGGUGGCGCGCCGGGCGGCCGUCGGACGGGGCGCCGCCCGCGCCGCCGCGCCCCCGCCGCCGCCGCCUCCCGACAGCCCGGCGCUCCGGAGGUCCCGGGAGAGGGUGCCCGGCACCGCGGGCGGAGGAGGCGAGGCGCCCGCGCCGGCGGUGGCGGCCGGGGGAAAGGCGGGGUCGAACGGAACGAGCGCAGACGAGCGAAGGAUGCUGGACGCCAGUCGUGGCGACUCGACAGUACCUUCCGACGUCCGUCAGAACUUGAGCGACGUGUCGGCGCCAUCUUCCGGGACUCUAGAGCCCACGCCGGCAGCUGUUUCAACGGUCACCGCUGGCGGGGCGGAAACAACAACAGUGUCUGUCGCUGCCUCUACUGCCAAUAAGGGCUCAACGAACCCCACAACUACUACAGAGAGAGGAAUAACGGUCACAGCACCCAUAACGGACGCUACCGUCACCGAAACCACCACCGUCACUGCCAUCGAUACGACAGUCAACACAACAGCCACUACCACCGCUGCCACCGCGCUCUCCAUCUCUAUCCCCACCGAGCCCUCCCCCACCUCUGCUCCGUCCCCUGCAGCGGUCGUGUCCCCCCUGACCUCCGCGCGCGACCUGACCUCGCCGGAGCUGGAUGAGGACAGCGUGGACGAGGAGAUGGUACAGGCGGAGCGGGCGCUCGAGUCGGCCAUUGUGGCUGAACGGCACCUGGAGCAGCAGCUGGCCGAGACGGAGAGUUGUGUCAUCGAGGUGGACACUGAGACGGACGGCGACUCGACCUCGAUCGACACAGAGUGUGAGGGGGACGGCGGCCCGACCGAGCCGCCCAGCCGCAGUCUCAUCGAGGACCAGUACGCGCCAGAGCUCGACAGUCUGUCCUGGGGUGACCGUAUGGACCUGCUGGAGGAACUAGAGGAGCUCUCCAGCCGCACGCCCGGCCGCGGCCUGCAGAUGCACGAGAAGCUCUCCUCGCCGAGCCGCAAGAAGGCGCUCUCGGAGACCAUUCGACUGCACCAGGAGCGACAGCAGAAAGCCAGUAGGAUGAGACGCACACUCAUGGACCGCAAGACGCAGAAACUCAGCGAAAUCAGCAUCAAGAUCGAGGAGGUGCGUCAGCAGAAGGAGCAGCUGCUCGAGCAGCGCCGGCUGAUGCUGGAGCGGAAGAUGGCCCGCGCCGAGGAGAAGCGCCGUAAGCACCUGCAGGACAUCGUGCGCCGCGCCCACGACGAGGAGGAGAAGGCCAAGGAGAUCGCCUUCAUCAACGAGCUCGAGGCCAAGAACAAACGACACGAGUUCUACUCGCAAAUUCAGACCCAGGAGGCGCGUCUGGCCGGGAUCCAGGAGGAACGCCAGCGCCGGCAGGAGGAGAAGGCCGCCAAGGAGGCCGCCGUGGAGGAGAAACGCCGUGCCCUGGAGGAGGAGCGGCGCGUCAAACUGGAGGAGCUCAGACAGAAGCGCAAGGAGCGCCUGGAGCGGAUCCACCGCGAGCAGCGGGACAAGGAGAAGGAGCGACUCGAAAUGGCCAGGGAGAAACAGCGGGACCGGGACGAGCGCCGCUCGGCGCUGCACGCCGCGCAGCAGGCCAACACGGAGGAGCUGCAGCGGCGCAUCCAACAAAAACAGGAGGAGUCGGCGCGGCGCCACGAGGAGAACAUGGUGCAGAUCCGACAGCGCGCCCUGGAGCUGAGUGUGCGCAGCGCCGCGGCCGGGGGAGACGACACGGCCGCCCAGCUGGCGCCCUACGACACCAAGAAAAUGUGCACACUCUGCAACGUGCUGAUCGGCUCGGAGGUGUACCUGCUCACCCACCUGCGCGGCCGGCAGCACCAGGAAGCGGUGCGCGCCGCCGCCGGCUCCGACCUGGCCGGCGAGGAACUGCUCCUCUACAACCUGCGGCACAUCACCGACGCCGCGCCGCACCAGAUCAUCAACAUGACAUUCGACAAGGAGAGACACAAGGCGCUCCGCAAACGCUGCAAGAAGAUCAAGGCGCGCAUGGUGGCCAGACAGCAGGAGUACACCCGCAGCAGCCAGGCUCGCCCGGCGCCGGUCGAGUCUCCGCACCGCGCCAAGCUCACCAAGUGUGUGAAGGACCUGAGUAAGGUGGUGUCCGGCCAGGGCCGCGGGCCGUGGCCCAACGCAGCUGUCUCGGCGCUCGACCGCACGCUCGGCGAAAUGCUGCGCAUCCUAGACAAGGGGAUCUCAGCCGACCAGCUCUCGCUAUGCGCCGCCGGCGGACUCCAGGUUCUCUCGGAUAUUAUCGCGCUCAUCCAGGAGGAGCUGGCCAAAGACGUCGAGAUCGUGCCCGCCCGGACGGUCAGUAACGUGAGCCGAACCCUGGCGGCCGCCUGCCGUCAGAGUGCCGACAACUGCCUUCACGUCAUCAACAGCAACAUGGUGGGCGCUGCGCUCGACCUGCUCAUGACACGGCUGACCCGUCUGUCGUCCACGUGCGCGGCGUCCGGCGGCGUUCGCUGCGACCCGGGCGCGGCCGCCCUGAUGCAGCUCACCUCUGCGCUUCUGUCGGCGCUCACCGGGCCGGACCUGUCCCACCAGCGCUGGGCGCUGCUGCAGGACGUCUGCAGCUACCUGGUGUGUGUGGGCACCGUGGACAAGAUCUCGUCCUUCUUCAGCUGCGUCCAGGGCGGGCCGGACUCUGAGCCGCACCUGGCCGACUUUCUGACCCAGAGUCUGCGCCUGCUGCGGGCCAUGGCCGCCCUGCUCACUGCUAGACACCCACAGAGCACACAGAGCAAGGAGCCGCUGGACCGGACCGGUCUGAUCGCCACACUGCAGGUGACCCAGCUGUGCGGGGUGGUGUCUCUGCUGUACGACGCGCUGCUGCGCCACCACUCGCCGGCGCAGCGGCGCAGCACGCCGCCGCCGCCGCUGGACCAGGCCACCGUGCUGCUGGCCGCCGAGGCGCUGUCCACUCUGCUGCAGCUGGCGCAGCUCGACCUGCACAUGUUCCAGCUAUGUCUGGGCUUCGAGGGCCGCUCGGUGGAGUUUCGUCACGUCACCAGCUACCUGCUGUGGUACUGCUCGCACCACGAGCAGCCCAACCUGCUGCGCCUGGUCAUCCAGACGGCCGGCUACUUCGCCGCACGUUGCUACGACAACCAGAUGGUGCUGCAGAAGGGCAACAUGCCCACGGUGCUGCAGCAGCUGCUGACGCUGCCGUUCGCGCACUUCAGCGACCCGCAGCUGACGGUGGUGUUGUUCCCCACACUGCUGGCCUGCUGCAUGGACAACGCCCAGACGCGCGCCAUUCUCGACCAGGAGCUCAGCUACCAGAUUCUGGAGGACUUUCUGAAGCAGGAGUCGAGCCGCGGUUGCCACCUGGUGCGCGUCCUGCUCUCCACAGAUGAGGAGAGCGCCAGCGUCCGCUCCGGCAGCGUGGCCUCGUCACGGUCCUAGUGACCAGCGUAACGCCCGUGAGGGUGUCCGUGUGACGCUCGGAAGGUGACGCAGUGUGACGCUCACUCUGGCUGAAUCUCCGCUACACUGGCUGCCGUUUAGGGGUGGCUCAGUGUAGUCUGCGGUGAUAGGUGAGCAUGCUAGAUCGUGGGAUAUACAGAAUUCUAACCGACCCCGAGCCGGGCAGUGCCGGUUGCCUCAGCUGCUGCAGUGGAACACUCUAUGCAAAACUACUGUGUUAAGAGAGGCUGUACCGAAUACCCAUGAGAAAGCCACCGGUGAAGACGAUACCCUUGGCCGGCCGGGGUCGUCCUGGACAGCCCGAAUUCGGCCCGGUCUAUGAGAGCCCGGACGGUGUCGCGUCGUCCAGCCAAGUAACCGCCGGGAUGAGAGAUCUGGGGAGGUAGGAGGCAGCCCCCAUGGUCUUUGUGACGCAAGGAGGGGAGCGGGAUGGGUAGUCGCCAAGUAUUAUAGCGGACUACCGGACGGCUGACCCUAUGUGAUAGUUCGCUGCAUUUAGUGAUGCUCAGCCUUCGUGUGCCUGUACUGCCUUUUCCCGAUAGCUGGGCAGCUGUAUUACAGGCUGAAAGUGGAAUUAUCACAGCUAGUUUCACGAUAUUCCCAGUCGAUACGCAUUAUACGUGAGUUAAGCGUGAUCAUAACAGCUUUCUAACCAGGCCAGAACCGUUUGGCUGUAUUUGAUGUAGGCGUUAAAAUAUGUUGGCCAAGAGCCGCGGUAGCUGAUGUGUACUGAUACGAGAAGUUCCUGUUCUAACAGUAUGCCUUUGUGCCAGAUCACAGACCGGUCUGUAUAGGUCUGCGGCCAGAUCUGAGUGUAGCUGACGUGCGGCCACUGUGACGCGGAGCCGCGUGUGGGCCCGGCGCACUGGCUCGUUCUGAGUGUAGCUGACGUGCAGCCACUGUGACGCGGAGCCGCGUGUGGGCCCGGCGCACUGGCUCGUAGGCUCUGUGCACUGCGCGGCCGAGCAGUCACCAACUGUGUACUAAUCUAGUCUCACUAAGCUUUCGUUGUUGAUGCGUCUGCUAUUUUCGCAAUAAACGUUUCUCAUAUA